This is a messenger RNA of Telopea speciosissima, 2645 nucleotides long. Its product is annotated as serine/threonine protein phosphatase 2A 55 kDa regulatory subunit B beta isoform-like. Gene Ontology annotation, biological process: peptidyl-serine dephosphorylation. Gene Ontology annotation, cellular component: protein phosphatase type 2A complex; cytosol. Bases 415 to 1950 code for a protein of 511 amino acids. The transcript has 14 exons. The record is from RefSeq and is a predicted model, not a curated record. Gene Ontology annotation, molecular function: protein phosphatase regulator activity; protein binding. Lineage: Eukaryota; Viridiplantae; Streptophyta; Magnoliopsida; Proteales; Proteaceae.
AAAGGAGGGAUCAAAUUACAGAGAGCUGGUUAGGGAAGAGUGAUUUGGUUCCGAAAGCUCGAAGGGACGCAUUUCCUGCUCCGUUAUUUUCUUCCAAUCUCAAUUUUCUCCCUCUCACCACGGAAAAGGAAAGGGAAAGGAGGAAAAAGGAAAAAAUAAGAAAAAAGGGAAAAGAGAAGAGAAGAGAAGAGAAGAGGAGAAGAGAGCCCCAAUCGCCUCUACGAACCCUCAAUUGGUUGUUGUCUGUAACUUCGAUGGAAUAACCGAGAAAACCUGCAUUUUUUUCAUAGUGUAUUGUGAGGAUUUGAAGCUAUGAUCUUCUCUUAAGUCUGACAAGAAGUCGAUCCUUUUUCAUGCCGUGAGUCCUUAAUCUGGGGAUUCAUUGGUUGAUUUGGCUGGAAAUUUGCUCGGGAAAUGAACGGAGGGGAAGAGUCAGGCGUUUCUGCUCCAGCGCCGCUUGAGUGGAAAUUCUCUCAGGUUUUUGGUGAAAGGACUGCGGGGGAAGAAGUUCAGGAAGUUGAUAUCAUUUCGGCAAUUGAGUUUGACAAAACAGGGGACCACCUAGCUACUGGUGAUCGAGGGGGACGGGUGGUUUUAUUUGAAAGGACUGAUACAAAAGAUCAUGGACAUCGAAGGGAUCUGGAGCGAAUGGAUUAUCCAAUUAGUAGGCAUCCUGAGUUCCGCUACAAAACAGAAUUUCAAAGCCAUGAACCAGAGUUUGACUAUCUGAAAAGUUUGGAAAUAGAGGAGAAAAUUAACAAGAUCAGAUGGUGCCAAACAGCUAAUGGGGCCUUGUUUCUUCUGUCUACUAAUGACAAAACAAUUAAGUAUUGGAAGGUACAAGAAAAGAAGGUGAAGAAAAUUUGUGAAAUGAAUCUGGAUUCCUCAAGAGCUGCCGGAAAUGGUAGUAUUGCUAGUUCAAGCAUAUCAACCAGCCCAAAGCCGUAUCUUGCAAAUGGGGGAUGUCUAGAUAAGUCCUACAGUUAUUUGAGCAAUGACUUCUCAUUCCCACCUGGAGGCAUUCCAUCACUACAUUUGCCCGUGGUAGUUGCUUGCAAUGAGACAAGUCUUGUGGCUAGGUGUCGAAGAAUCUAUGCCCAUGCUCACGACUAUCACAUCAAUUCUAUUUCAAAUAACAGUGAUGGGGAGACAUUUAUAUCAGCUGAUGAUCUGCGAAUUAAUCUCUGGAACUUAGAAAUAAGCAAUCAAAGUUUCAAUAUUGUUGAUGUCAAGCCUGCAAAUAUGGAGGAUCUAACUGAGGUUAUAACUUCAGCUGAGUUCCACCCAACUCAUUGUCACAUGUUAGCGUAUAGUAGCUCAAAGGGUUCAGUCCGUCUUAUUGAUUUGCGGCAAUCGGCUUUAUGUGAUACUCAUACCAAAAUGUUUGAAGAGCAAGAGGCACCUGGCUCAAGAUCUUUUUUCACGGAAAUUAUUGCCUCAAUUUCAGAUAUUAAGUUUGGAAAGGAUGGAAGACAUAUUCUUAGUCGUGAUUACAUGACCCUUAAGCUAUGGGACAUAAACAUGGAUUCUGGUCCAGUUGCGACUUUCCAGGUUCAUGAAUAUUUAAGACCUAAGCUAUGUGAUUUAUAUGAAAAUGAUUCGAUCUUUGACAAGUUCGAAUGUUGUCUGAGUGGCGAUGGAAUGCGAGUUGCCACUGGAUCCUACAGUAAUCUAUUUCGUGUGUUUGGUUCCGCUGCUGGCAGCACUGAGGCGACAACAUUAGAAGCCAGUAAAAACCCCAUGAGGAGACAAGUGCCAACCCCUUCGAGGCCUUCAAGAUCCCUGAGCAGUCUAACACGUGUCGUCAGACGAGGAGCGGAUAGCCCAGGAGUUGAUACUAAUGGAAAUGCUUUUGAUUUCACAACAAAAUUACUCCACCUAGCUUGGCACCCAACUGAAAACUCACUUGCCUGUGCCGCCGCAAACAGCCUGUACAUGUAUUACGCAUAAAGAUGGUCCUGGAAGAUAUGUGGUUUUUGGCAAGCUCUUUUGUUUGCUGUUGGGAAGACCACCUUGCCUUAACCAACCAACCAGUGAGACAGAGGCUGCAUGAUAACUCAAUGCCUGAGCAUCCCUUAGAUUGUAGCACGUUAUCUGAUACUGGGAUCCAGAUUGGCUGUCUCGGAAUCCAUGAUGAAGUAACUGGUCUUUUGUUUCCGGGUGGGCGGCUUCUAUCUGAUUUUGUCUUUCCUAGAAGAAAAGAUGCAGUUUCUGUUUUUUUUUUGUGUUGGGUUUAGGUCAAAGAAAAUGUGAUUUGUAGCUCUCCUACAACCAAAACAGAGGCUGUUCAAUUCUGCAGCUAGAUUUGAGAUGAAUGGGGUCUUAAUUCGAAUUGGAGGCAAAGAGGCUGGUCUGUUGCGUCGAUCUCGUUGGCACGCAUGGGGCUUGUAUUGUUGGACUUACAUUUUUAGGGCUUGUGAAAUUUAAUUUAAUCAUGAUUAUUGUCAUAUCCCAAGCUAACCCUUCUUUCUUCUCUUUCAGAGUUGCCAGUCUGUUUGUUUGCAUGUCUGGUAGCUCUCAACUUAUGGUCCCCAUGGGUCUUAUGGAAACUGAAGUACCCGUGGAAAUCCUACUCUGCUCGGGUUUCUGUUAUUUUUCAGUUUACAAUUCAGUACUUGUAAAUUUAUGAGGGUUGGUUUGAAUAA